GAUCUAAUUUAUCCAGUUUUUUAGAUUUAUUGACGACAAAUUUUGAGGUUAUUUUGUGACUAUUUUCAGAAAAUAAUUCACGAUGCCUUCUCCCGUCAAGAAACCAAGAACUAUGGAAGAUACCCUCCAGGUGUCUAAACUGUCUGAGCAUGCUAUUAUUCCUACACGUGGAAGCGUGCUUGCUGCAGGGUAUGAUCUGUACAGUGCUUAUGACUACGUUAUCCCAGCCAAUGGAAAGAUUCUCGCCAAAACUGAUAUCCAGGUAAAAGUCCCCCACGGCACCUAUGGUCGUGUAGCUCCCCGGUCUGGGCUGGCCUGGAAGAAUCAUAUUGAUAUCGGAGCUGGAGUCGUGGACGAGGAUUACCGCGGGAACGUCGGGGUCAUCAUGUUUAACCACAGCAGCACCGAGUUCGUCGUUAAAGCUGGGGAUAGGGUGGCCCAGCUUGUCUGUGAGAAGAUUGCUUAUCCAGAAAUUGAGGUUCUGGAUAGUCUUGAUGAUACUGUGAGGGGAGAGGGUGGUUUUGGUUCAACUGGAACAAACUAGAUCAAACCAGAACCAUCUUGCUGAAACAAGAAACUCCCCUUUCAUCCUGGCUUUUUUUUCCGUUGGAUUUUUAUACGCUCAUUUUCUCAUAGUAUAAUCCAAACCACUAAAUAUUUAAACAAAGAUCCUUUUUUCAUAAUUUUACAUAAUUUAUUCUAACCUUUUCUAAUUUAAUCCCAGCUCUUUGUAUUCCUGACUUCACAUCAUUAAUUCCAACCUCUCCGAAUUAAAUCCCAGCUCUCUGUUUUCCUAACUUCACAUCAUUAAUUCCAACCUCUCCGAAUUUAAUCCCAGCUCUCUGUUUUCCUAACUUCACAUCAUUAAUUCUAAUCUCUCCUAAUUUAAUUCCAACUCUUUGUAUUCCUAACUUCACAUCAUUAAUUUCAACCUCUCCUAAUUUAAUCCCAGCUUUUCUUACUUGAGCCUUCUCGGAACUUAUUUUCAGUUUAUACUUUAAUAUGAAACCCUGUGAAACUAUUACGCUUUUUAUAAAAAUUAGAGAUCUCAGAACCAUGACAUAUUUAAAGAUUUAUUUACAAUCAAUACUUUUGUAAGGUUGGAUCGAUCUCUAUUCUACAGUCGAUACAGUUUUUAGUUUGCUGCUCAUUUGGCAUUUUAAUAUGUGGAACUUUUUACGCUUAUUUUGUCAUUUAAAGAAUCAAUAAAUAUAUUUUACGAUUUAUCA
This is a messenger RNA of Eurytemora carolleeae, 1229 nucleotides long. RefSeq names its product deoxyuridine 5'-triphosphate nucleotidohydrolase. The record is from RefSeq and is a predicted model, not a curated record. NCBI's taxonomy places the organism in Eukaryota, Metazoa, Arthropoda, Copepoda, Calanoida, Temoridae. The transcript is spliced from 5 exons. Gene Ontology annotation, biological process: dUMP biosynthetic process; dUTP catabolic process. The coding region runs from base 83 to 544 and encodes 153 amino acids. Gene Ontology annotation, molecular function: magnesium ion binding; dUTP diphosphatase activity.